Molecule: messenger RNA, 1195 nt
Organism: Malus domestica (apple)
Lineage: Eukaryota; Viridiplantae; Streptophyta; Magnoliopsida; Rosales; Rosaceae
Product: glutathione S-transferase T1
Source: RefSeq, a predicted model, not a curated record
GAUAUAAAACCGGAUAAAGCUCAAGGCACAAAAGGUCAGAAGCUACAGAGUCACUCAUAAAGCUGAUCAACAUCAAAAUCCUUGACCCGUGGCAUGACAAAGAAUGAAGAGAAAAUUCACCAAAAAGAAGAAAUGAAGCUGAAAGUAUACGUCGAUAGAUUGUCACAACCAUCUCGUGCAAUUUUAAUCUUCCUCAAGGUAAAUGGAAUAGAGUUCGAGGAGAUUAAGAUGGACAUAUCCAAACGUCAACACUUGUCUCCUGAAUUCAAAAAAAUAAACCCUAUGGGACAAGUUCCUGCUAUUGCUGAUGGGAGAUUUAAUCUCUUUGAAAGUCAUGCAAUUCUUGUUUAUCUUGCUUGUGCAUUUCCUGGAGUAGCAGAUCAUUGGUAUCCAGCUGACCUUUUCAGGAGAGCUAAAAUCAACUCAGUAUUGGAUUGGCAUCACUCUAACUUACGCCGUGGCGCAGCACCAUACGUUCUAAAUACUGUACUUGCACCCGUGCUUGGACUUCCAUUGAAUCCACAAGCAGCUGCUGAAGCUGAGAAACUUUUGUCCUCCUCUUUGUCAAAAAUAGAGUCGAUUUGGCUCCAAGGUAAUGGAAAAUUCUUGGUGGGUGGCCUCAAACCAUCCAUAGCAGAUCUCAGCAUGGUUUGUGAAAUCAUGCAACUUGAGCUUGUAGAUGAGAAGGACCGCAAUCGUAUACUUGGCCCGCACAAGAGAGUUCUACAGUGGAUUGAGGAUACUAAAAAUGCGACCAGACCUCACUUCGAUGAAGUACAUGAAGUUCUCUUCAGGGCCAAAACAAGAUUUCAAGAGCGGCGGUUGAUGGGAGCAAGCAACAAGACCGAUUCCAGCGAUAGAGCAGCUGUGCGUUCAAAGAUGUGAUGUGAUGUGAGAAUCCAUAUAUGUGAUUCGAAGUGCUGUUAGAAUAAGAAUAAUGGCCUUUUCGCGUGACUUGAGCCUGGCCGGCAACGUUAAAUGUCAAUGUAUACUUUGACAUGUGCAAUGUUUUACUUCACUAUCAAGUUAAUAAGGGCUUGUUUGGUAUUGUUGGAACUUCCGUUGAGCAAUCUUCUGAACGUUUGCAUGUCUUCUUGUAUCGUGACAACUCUGUAACGUAAACAAAUGGUCUACUCUCUUUCACUCUCCUUAUCACAACUCUAUUCAAUGGGGCUAGAAUGGUUAUUUUUGUGUA